CGGAAAUAGGUCUGUUGAACAAGUUCCUGAGUUCCACUGGUUGUCUGCAGUUCUUCGUAAAUAACUUACACAGGAUUUAUUUCAGAUGGAAGCAAAAACAGUUAACGUCUGUCCUGGUGGACAGAUGUUACCUGAUCCAGGUGGACAGAUGGUACCUGGUCCUGCUGAACAGAUGGUACCUGGUCCUGGUGAACAGAUGGUACCUGGUCCUGGUGGCCAGAUGGUAAUUGGUCCUGGUGAACAGAUGGUACCAUCACACCAAGAGCAGGAGGAGAUGGAAGUUACUGUGACAACACAACUAGAGAAUCUGAUUGUGACUGCUGACAGUGCAGACCUGUCAUCAAAUACAUCAACCCUUCCAGAGCAGAAAACUGUCUCCACAGCAGCAGCUGCACUUUCUGUAAACAGUGUGCAUAAGACAGAGGAGAGUGAUGAAGAUGAUGAGUCAGACGGUUCAGACAGCGACAGCUCUACCUCCUCAUCGUCCUCUUCCUCAUCUUCUUCCUCUUCUGCUCCUUCUGCCCCUGUACUUGGGGAUGACGAUGAGGGUUUCAGCCGACCAACUCCCAUUAAAACCAGAGACGAGGUCUUGAUCGAGGAGCUGCCGGCAGUAGAGGAAGUGUGUGUAUCAUUACCAGAGGAUGCAGAACUGCAGCCUGUAGGAACAGUCUGCAGCAUUUUACAGCAGCUUGUGAUCGUCCAGUCUCUGAGAGACACACCUGCUCUAACUGAUGACAGCAUCAUCUUUACAUCUGAUAGGGUGGCUGUUGGCAAGGUGUUUGAGGUGUUUGGUCCAGUCUCCAGUCCACUUUAUGUUCUACGGUUGAACUCAGUGGAACAGGUAAUCAGCAAGGGGCUGAAGGAGGGACUGACUGUUUAUUAUGCACCCGCCAUCAAAGAAUACACAGGAUACGUCCUUACAAGGCAGCUUACUCUUUUUAAGGGUUCUGAUGCAUCUUGGAAGAAUGAUCAAGAACCACCACAAGAGGCUUUAGAUUUCAGUGAUGAUGAGAAAGAGAAGGAGGCAAAGAAGAAAGGGAAAAACCGAAAGAGGCGGGAUAUAAACAAUCCAGGUACCCAGAACACAUUGCAGCAGCAGCAGCACCCCCAGCACCAGCACCCACAGCAGCAGCACCCACAGCAGCAGCACCAGCAGCAGCAGCACCAGCACCAGCAGCAGCAGCAGCCGCGUGACAUCAGGGGUUUCCCACCAAGACAUGCAGGGCUUUCAUUCAGGCACCAGAACCCAAGGAACAAACAGCCACAAUUCAGACAUACACACCCAUCACACAGACACACAGAUGUGCCUCCAAUGUACCUUCCACCCCCCUGCCCUUACCCUCUUCCACCUUCUCACCACUUCCCCCCUCCCAGCUUCCCUCUCUACCCUCCUCCUCCGUCCUUCUUCAAUCCAUCUUUUUCUUCUCCCCACUGGUCACCAAACUCUCUCCCCUUCUCUGACCUCCCUCCUCCUCCACCACCUCCUCCUCCACCUCAGUAAUGCUCUCUGUAUACACUUUUUGCACACAUCAGAAAAAUAUGUCAUGUUUGCAGACUGAAGUGGGACAAAUCACCCUGUAUCAAUCACUGGUGGGCAGUUUAUAUUCAGCUCGUUUUUUUUUAUUCUGCUUUCAAAUAUUUUUUUACAUUUCAGUCAUUUCAUGAUUUCCACAGCUUAAGAUGUGUUCAUUAUCUAACCCCUGGGAGAGCAGCAGAGUUUUUGUGACAUAUUCUAAGUAAAUGUGACAUUACACUUUAGAGACAGUUGGCAAAUGACAGCUCAGAAACACAUAUAUAUACUGUAGUACUGAAGAGGCUCUUUGACGUCAAGCUUCAGUCACAUGUUCUCACCACCAACUACUACUCAAGGCUCAAAAAGCCUCUUAGUUCAACUUUGUGCAGAUAUUUUGAGAAAGUCACGAUAGUUUUUUCUUUAACUCUGUUUUACUGUGUAAAACAAGUUAAAAUAUAAUGUGGAAAAUGCUGAACUUCUCAGUCUGUGGCUUCUCAAUAUAGCUUUAAUGAAUUAUAGGAAAACUGUGCAAAAAGAGCACGUUUCUAGAGAAAAUAAUGAGUUCAUCUUACCCCUGUAUUAUGGAAACAUGAGAAAAUAACUGUUAGAGGCAGUCUGCAACUUUAGGUCCAUAUGUGUGAAUACAGCUAUUCUUAAUGUUCAUGCCAGUCUCAAGUCAAAUCAACUUUAAAAAUGUUUGAAUGAACUGAAAGCGACAUCUCACUCAGUAUUUGUAUUACGCUUAUAUUUACACACCUCAUUUGUUUUUCAUUUGUUUUUAAUUAUGUUUUUGUUUUUCAUUCAUAACAUAGACUUUUUGUUUUGGUUUCUUUGUGAUUUAAAAAAAACAGUUACCCUUGAGUCAAGUGGAACGUUUUUUCUUUAGUCAAGAUGUAAACAAAGGAUACACCUAAAGUUCCACGAAGGGAGGAAUGAUGGUCUGUGUAGUGCAGUCCAGUUCUUUAUAUAUAUUCUGUAUUAACUCUUGAGUCAUUUCAGCUUUCUUUUGUGUUGACAGACUUUACACCUUUUCACAAGGCUGGGCAUGAGCUCUGAAGUCACUUGUUUGAUGGAUUUGUAAUCAUUCUUUGUAAAUUCAACAUUUGGACCAUUUGUAGAACCUCAUCAAAUAAAUGUCUCUCGUGUAAAA
Platichthys flesus (European flounder) is the source of this 2663-nucleotide messenger RNA. RefSeq names its product H/ACA ribonucleoprotein complex non-core subunit NAF1-like. Gene Ontology annotation, cellular component: sno(s)RNA-containing ribonucleoprotein complex. Gene Ontology annotation, molecular function: RNA binding. Gene Ontology annotation, biological process: pseudouridine synthesis; box H/ACA snoRNP assembly; ribosome biogenesis. NCBI's taxonomy places the organism in Eukaryota, Metazoa, Chordata, Actinopteri, Pleuronectiformes, Pleuronectidae. The transcript is spliced from 9 exons. The record is from RefSeq and is a predicted model, not a curated record. Bases 86 to 1501 code for a protein of 471 amino acids.